CCAGCCCCCACCCGCCAUAGCACUGCCUUGCUCUGAGCAGACACAUCGGGAGAGGGAGAAGCACGCACUGCUGCCGAUCCCUGCAGACUGGUGGUGGUGGAGAGAGAUUGAGAGGGGCUUCCCUCGGGUCACAUAGGAAGCUGAUGGCAGAAGCAAGGUUUGAAAGAGGAACUUCUGGUCCACAGGCCCCUCCAGGCUCCUGGGCCCAGAGCGAUGGCAUUUCCAGGGACCGGAUGUGAGCGGGAAUCUGCCAUCUUAGGACAAAAGGCGAUGGCUCCAGCCUUCCAACAAUGGGUGCUGACAGAGAAUGAAGAAGGCACACUCAACUAGGCUGUCCAACUGAGCAGAGAAGCGUGAGAGGCUUUUCCCAUGGGCUGGCACCAGCCACCAAGCAGGUGAAGCGAGGGACCAUGCAGCUGCAGCCCCCCAACAUCCCUCACGCCUGCCUGGCAGCUGUGGUCAUCGUCUGCACCAUGGGGGCGAUGGACGUCUACCUGGUGGAGCAGAGCACCGGGGCUCGCCGCCUGGGCGUCGGUGCUCUCGCCCUGGCGGGGGACCUCUUCUUCCUGCUCGUGCUGCGCUACGCAACAGUGUGGAUCGGUGGGGAGGUGCGGCCGGCCCAGCGCGGAUAUGCCACAGUGCUGUGGUUCCUCUUUGCCUUCGCCCUGGAGAUCAAGCUCUACUUCAUCUACCAGCACUAUGCCACGGAGGGGAGGGCGCCCGACCCGCUGGCCCGGCGCACCCUGACCCUCCUGCUCUCCGUCUGCGUCCCUGCCCUUUACACGGUGCUGGGGGCCACUGAGCUGGUGCCCCAGGCCUCCGCCAGCUUCCGGAAGAAAGACGAACUACGUGGGCGUCUCUUUUGGGUGGUCCUGGACCUGCUGGACGUGUUGGAGAUUCAGGCCAGCCUGUGGGAGCCGCAGCGGCGGGUGCUGCCCCUGUGGGCCGAGGGCCUGACCUUCUUCUACUGCUACGGCCUCCUGCUGGUCCUGCCCUGCGUCUCGCUGAAUGAGCUGGGGGUGCAGGGAGCCCACCCUGGCACACUCUACCCGCUGCUGAGCCUGGCCAGCGUCAACGUGGCCACCAUCUUCAUUCGCGGCGGGCUGCUGCUCCUCUGCCACGACCAGCGCAUCUCCUCCAUCUUCAUGGGAAAGAACUUCCUCGCCAUUGCCCUGAAGUGCUGCGCGGCGCUGCAGCACCACAGAAGCACCCGGGCUGCAGGGGAAAGGGGCCACGGACACGAUGCCGUAGGCAGUCACGGCCUCAGAUGCACCCAGCCAACAGGGGAGCAGCUCUGCAGCUGCAACAGAGACCCAGGGGAGGCAUGCCACAGACAUGCUAUGCCAGACCAGCCUUGUGGGUGUCCUCGGGCCUACAGAUAUACCACAGGUGACCAACCGCAGGGACACACGCGGGCGUCAGCCGAAGUCCCCUACGGACACCCGCAAGACACAGGUGAACAGUCCCAGUGGCACAUCCAAACCACGAGCCGCCAGCUCCACAGACACUGCCACACUAAAAGCCAAGGGUCCCAGUGUUGCAGGCACGCUCCCCAACCCUCGCUAAGGACACCACCAGCCACUACUGGCCCUUCCACUUCCAGAGGACUCAGAACAGGCCAUCACGUGCAACUAAAGUCUGUCUGGGGCGGUCCAUGAGAUACCUUUUCUGGGAUGCUGCCUGGCAAAUAGUCUCACCUGCCUCUUGCGUGCGCCCGCUGAGCUCUGUCUAGAGCAGAGGGCCAAAAGUGCCACAGGUGGAUCACCAAGGGUGUCACAGCAGACCUUUGGGGAAGGGAAGGAGUUGCCUCCAGGUUGGGCAUUUAACUGUCAAGAGAGCCACGCUUUGUCAACUCACUUUCUAGGGGCAUCUGCAUGAUACCGUGAUCAAAAUGUCUUGUUCCCCUAUUCAGCUUCCUUUUCUUUUACGGAGCACAGAAAAUCCAAUUUACAAAAACAUUUUCUCAGGUGUAGAUGACCCAUCAAGCAGCUGUUCCAGCUUAUGCAGCCAGUAAUGACCUGUAUAGAUUGUGCUCUAAAAAAUUCCUUCUCAGUGGUCCGUCUCUCCUCUCUAGGAAUUAUAUUUGUUUCUCCUCCCCCCACCUCCCACUGGAGCAGGACAGCAUGGGGGGGGAGUAUUUAACCCUACACGCACACACACCAUGGUCCAAAUAACUACCUCCCCAUAAUAUUUGAGACAGGGGGGAAAUGGACUGAUCAUCUGGCCUACAGAAUGUUAUUUGGGGUUGUAUCCAAUGUUAGACAUGACUAACUUAGGACCAUUAAUUUCACUGGGUCUACUCUGAGUACAGCUUAGUUGGAUACAACUCUUGGAUUCCAGAGGUCUGGAAGCAGAGCGACUAUUCCACUUCUGGGUUAAAAGCAGGAUAGCAACGACUGGGUGCUGCUAAAUUGUCCACAUCUGGAAGCACCCUUGGGCAUCCAAGCUUAGCAGGGACGGAAGCACCAUGCUCUGCUUCACCACACUGUGUUCUCCUCACAGUACAGAGCACAUAUAUUUGGUUCACCUCUGCCUGGGAAGAAGCCAGCCCCUCUUGGCCAUUGCUGCUGCUCUGACUGGUCCCAAUGCAGAGAACUGAGGAACUACCAGGCCACCUCCAGUCCACUUAUGUCAAGGGUUCCCACUUUGUUUCAGAGGUUUACCUGCACCCCACAAGUUCAGAAUCAGCAGGAUUAGUUUUGCUGCACGUCUUAGCAACCAACUCUUGGAGCAUGUGCUAUUUUGUACUGCAGAGGAAGUCUGGUAGAGGCAAUGCUACUGCCUAGGAAAUGGUGUUUAUUUUUCUCAGUCCUGUAGCCAAGUUCAUUUCCCUCUUCUCUUUUCAAAAUUACUGAAAAGGCCCAAUUCUUAAAAGGAAACCACCAUCUCUGUGUCCCUUUUCCUGAGAAAAGGAGCUUAGCGAAAUGACUAAUCAAACUACGUGGGUGUGAUUCCUCUUGUUUUGCCUACAACUGGAUCAGGGUGGUAUUUGAGUUGGGGGGGGUGUUAGCCCCAGAACAUGUGAAGCAAUAAAGAAGA
Molecule: messenger RNA, 3039 nt
Organism: Rhineura floridana
Lineage: Eukaryota; Metazoa; Chordata; Lepidosauria; Squamata; Rhineuridae
Product: transmembrane protein 121-like
Exons: 4
Coding region: 411-1658 (415 amino acids)
Source: RefSeq, a predicted model, not a curated record